UCGUCGCAGCCAGACGCCUACGCCGUGCUCGAGUCGGCCUUCCGCCCGUCGCCCCAAUUGCCCUCGCAGGCCCGGCCACCACGUCGCAGCGACGAGCACCGCAACCUCUCGCAUGCCGCCCGCCCGCUGUUCAUCAGACUGGACACGUCGCAGACGGACAAUGACUCCGAAUCGCUGUUCGACAGCCAGCAGCCCACCCCCCUCGAGCCGCCGCGCGCAUUGACCGAGCCAGACGCCGGCUUCCCGCCCACGCCGCCCACCCUCUCGCACGACGGCCGCGCUGCCGACACCCUGCAGUCGCGUCCGCUCGCCCACAACCAAGACGACGACGCCGCCAUGGCCGACCUCGCCUCGAAGCGCCAGUCCUUCACCACCCCGGUCAACGCGCGCAGCCCGCCGACGCCCGACCCCAGUCCGCCGCGCAGCCACGAGUCCGUCGCCGUCGCCGAGCGCCCACACCUCCUCGCCCACCCGUCGUCGAGGGCCGAAUCGUUCAUGACGGCGCGGGAGGAUGCAGACUCGUCCAAUGCCAGCGACAGCCGGUGCAUGACGCCUCUGAACGACCGGCUCGAUAUAGCCCAAGAAGACCGAGGGCUGUGGCUGGCUUUUGGGCACGACGACGAUGCCACGCCAACCAACCGAGCGCGGCCCUGGUUCCCUGAAAGUGAGGCUGACACGACCGCUGGUGCUGAAGAGUACAAGGAGCCCCCCGUCCCAGCCACGGUCCACACGCCAGAACGGGAAUGGGACGACAACCUGAUGCGCAAUGUCACCAUUCGCAAGAAACGAAACACAACAUCUCCCCGUAAGACGUCCGAGCCCAUCCAUGUCGGGACGACUGGCUCGCCCGUGCCCAGCACAAAGGGCCGUCGCAGCUCCAGCCUGCGCGAACGCGUCCAGGCGAGCAGCAACAGUCCACACACGCCGUCGAUUGAAGACUUUGCCCAGUUCAUUGGUUGGCCGCCGCCAGACAAGGACACGCCAACGCACAAGCCGCGGGCCCGCGACGUCAGCAACAAGCGCCUCUCCACAGCAUCGGUGAGCUCGACCGUCGUCGAAGCCAUGGUCUUUGUAAACUCCCCACAAAAGAGGCAGACACUGCGCCACUCAGGGAGGAACCUGGCCUUGAGGAGAGACUCUGACCCGCCCACGGAUCGAGGCUCCACGGCUUUCUCGAAUCGCCAUUCCAUGAUUUCCGAUGCCGUCCCACUCCACCGAUUGAUCCAUAAGAAGGCCAGCGUCGCUGACAGGAGGAAGAGGAUGAGUGUCGAGUCAGACACACUAGGCGUCGAGCGUAACAUGUCUCCCUUCUCCACCAUGUCCUCCCGGACGACCAUCGAUAGCUCCGCCUCCACGCUCGCCCAUCAGGAGUCCAUUCGCAGGGUGUUCCAACCCGCCUCCGACAUAGUGAGCAGGUCAAGCUCAGUCACACGGUCCCAGCAAAGCUACCAUGUGCGUGGGUCGUCUGCGCCAGAGAUAACAAUACCACGAAAGCCAGCACCUAGUCGCAGGAACUUUUCAGAAAUCUCUCCCCCAUCCAGUCCGCAGCCACCCGCUGUACCUCCCCAAGCACCUGCAGUCGUACACGCACCACAACCCCCAAUCUCACCAGUGCCAUCACAGGGUCCGCUUACGUCACGGAUGAGGCGGCAACGGCGGAGUGUAGUAGACCUAAAACAGUCCGCCGACGUCAACAAGACUCUACCCGAUCUUCCCGCAAAGAGACAUGCACAGCAAGCAGUGUUGCUGGACAUAAACGAGGUUGCAGAGGAGAAGCGUCCGCCUUCUGCGUUGUUGGAUAGGGUACGACUGCUGGUCGCCGAGCGUGAAGCUGUAGAUGUCGUGGCACCAAGCCCUGCACUACAAGAGUCUCCGGUACUCUCACAACGAGCUCAAGUUUCGCCCGUGUCGCAAUCGACAUCCCCUCGCAUUCGACGCGGCUCGCGGUCUUCAAGAGGACGAUCUGAAGAGCGACGGCUCAGCUUGCUCAGUCAGGACCGCAGUUCCCCAUCUCAGGAUGCUCACCGCCCAAGCCCAGACCAGUUGUCGGUUGAGGGCAUGUAUCGUCGCAGUCAUGACGGCGCUCGCAGGCCAUCCGAAGAAUUCAGACGCACGAGCUUCGACAGAUAUACUGCGCGCACAGAGGAGCACGCCAUGGCUCGCCACCUAUACGCGCAGUCGACGCCCUUCUCCCAGCUCUCCGACACGCCAAUCGAAGUCAGCGAAGCAACCGCCGUCAGCAUCUACCCGCACAACAACCACUCCCUGCUCGUCGUGCAGCAACUCUCCCGCGGAAACUCCAUGUUCCCCGACCCGCGGCAGGUGAUAGAGGAAGAUUCCCCCGAGCAGUUCUACGAGUUCCGCUCCACGCCCACCCCACCCUUUGUCGACGCCAGCGAAAUCCACGAAGAGCAGGAAGAUUACUUCCAGCCCAUGCUCACCGUCGAGCCCUCAACGCCCAUCUCACAAACCGACUUAUACCAGCCCGACGGCGUGGACUCCCCGCUCGAGAACCCCCGCGCCCCCCCGGAACCCCCCAUGAUCAUGUUCAUCCCGCCGACGCCCGCCGAGGAACUCGAGCGCCAACUCGCCCCCGGCCCGCCCAAACGCACCGACUCGCACUCGCAGCCCCAGCCCCAGCUCACCCUCGUACAACGCGCGCGCCGCUACUCAAACGACCUCCUCACCCCGCUCCUCACACGCCGCGGCUCCCAAUCCCGCGCCCGCUCUCGCUCCCCGAGCGCAACUUCCCAGUCCUCGUCCACCCGCCGCAGCCCCCGCGCUCAGAGCACACACAACGAAGAUGGCACGCUACACCCCUUCUGGCGCCCCCGCGCCUACUACGACGGCACUUCAGACGAUUACUACGACGAUGACGACGAGUCCGAUGAAGAAGAUGACACUCUCCCCCUCGGCGGCGACACCUCGGACGUCGACGACUACGAGCCCCCGCUCGAGCCGGAAAAACAAACCCUCAAACGCCGUCUGACGAACGGGUUCCGCGCCCCGCCUUCGACGGCAGAUGGCAGCGGUGGUUUCCUAAUCGGCAACUCCCUCGGCGUAGAGCGCAGCGGCACGAAUCGCCGCCGCCAUCACGUUACGCUGCCUGCGGAUUUCUCACCCGGUCGUGUUGCCAAGCGGGGGAGUAGGGAGAAUCUGCGGCAUGAGGCGCAGGGGUUUGACAGUUAUCGGCGAAGAGCGUCGUGGAGGAGUGGGAGGGGGAUACCGGGGUUGAAGGGCGUGCAGGUCCAGUAUAUUGGGCUUAGUGGGGUGAGGGAACGGUGGCAGGAACGGAGUAAGGAGAAGAGGAGGGAUAAGAUUCGGAGGAGUAUUGGGACGAGGUAUUAUGUUGAGAAUGUUGGU
Messenger RNA from Dothidotthia symphoricarpi CBS 119687, 3363 nucleotides. RefSeq lists its product as uncharacterized. The transcript is spliced from 3 exons. The annotation marks the transcript as partial. The record is from RefSeq and is a predicted model, not a curated record. NCBI's taxonomy places the organism in Eukaryota, Fungi, Ascomycota, Dothideomycetes, Pleosporales, Dothidotthiaceae.